Scaptodrosophila lebanonensis is the source of this 1068-nucleotide messenger RNA. RefSeq lists its product as uncharacterized. NCBI's taxonomy places the organism in Eukaryota, Metazoa, Arthropoda, Insecta, Diptera, Drosophilidae. The coding region runs from base 110 to 985 and encodes 291 amino acids. The transcript has 3 exons. The record is from RefSeq and is a predicted model, not a curated record.
UACUAGAAGAUUACCAAGAAAAAACUGUAAAUUGCGAUUGGCGCCACAAAAAUCCAAGUCUGUUAUUUACUUUUUUUUUUAAAUAAGUAUACAAAUCACCGAAAUCACAAUGUCAAUGACAGGCGUCAGAUUAAGCAAGGUGAAGAGACUGUACCACCAAAAGUAUCGUUCAGAAUGGGAGAAUCUGCCGUCAUUCCAGCACUGGCUGUGUCGUGGAGCUGACGGGUAUAUGGCUCAUUGUAGGAUCUGUAAUGUCAGUAUAUUGUCUCGGAUUGCAUCAAUUAAACAGCAUCACAACACCCGUAAGCACCAAAAAGCUUUAAAAUUGGCAAAGAAUUUAUUGAAGCUGGAUGAAGAGAAGCCCAGCUCAUUGAUAAUGAAACCAAACAAAGCGGUGGCGAUGGCCGCUUUUGUUAAGAAGGAAAGAAUGCUAAAGAAACCAACAACGCCAAAGAAUGUGAAAAACUUCUUAAACGAGGAGCUGCACGAGGAUGGAGAAGUCGAAAUACAUAAUUCACAAACUCAUUCCAUAAUUUUGCCCAGUAAAAGGAAUUUUUCAAUAUCAAUAAAAUCAUCACCCACUGAUACGCCCACGAUUAAUGAAAAAACGCCAAAUAAAAUCAGCCCGCAGACGCAUAUGGAGACCUGCUCAAGCGACUCAAUGCUGGAGGAUUUACUGGGUCCUGAGGACAUCGAAAGAGAAAGCACUGAUGAAAUAGAAAGGGAAUACAUUGCAGAAGAUGGAUUUGUUACUGAGACAGAUCACGACUUAAAAAUUGAGGAACUGCGUAUGGGCGACUUGCAAGAGGACGGUAUGGAGGAGGAGCAUAUUAUUAAUGAGUUUGAUCUGUUCGGAAAAAGUGUAGCCUUGCAGCUCAACAACAUGGAGCUUGAGGAUGCCCUGUUGUGCCAGGAUCGAAUGCAAAGUGUUCUCACUGAGUUUCGCCUGAAAAUAAUCAAGCGCCAGAGGAAGUAUCACAUGUAAUAUGAUAGAUUUAAAGUAUAGCAUACUUACUGAUGGAAUAUGUAAACUAAUAUUCAUAAACGUAUUUAUAUAGAUGUAAUAUG